AUGUUUAGUUCUUUCUUGCGUAUUUAAGAUUUUGCUGAAUAUUUUUAUCAAGAAAAAAUAAUCAUAUUAGGACUGAUGGGCUCAUAUUAUCGUUUUAUCCCCAGGCUUUAUUUUAGAAUUAAUUACGAGCAAUAAAGAUGCAUAGAAAAAAUAGAAAAAGAUAUUAAAAGUAAUUAAUAAAAAAUCAAUUAUUUCUAUAAAUAUAACCGUUUGCAUAUUGAUUAUAUUGUUAAUUGA
Paramecium octaurelia is the source of this 237-nucleotide messenger RNA. The record is from the annotation of a GenBank genome assembly. Lineage: Eukaryota; Ciliophora; Oligohymenophorea; Peniculida; Parameciidae.